AGCAAACAGAAGGUAGAUUCUGUAUUUAUAAUUGAACUACACAAAAAAUAUCAAGUGUGAGCGCUCCAAUCUUCGUAAUAGAAUCGCCCCACAUAGCGCUAUUCGCGUCACUUUAUGGCCUGAAAUGCAAAUACAAGAAAAAUGCCACGACUCGUCGCGAGCACGUGAAACAAACGUUACCAUGACAAUAAUAUCGACCGGCGGCUUUUCCGAGGCUUUCCCUGAAAUUCUCAUUCGCGUGUCGCCUUCUGAAACAAUAAGGCACCAAUGUCUAGACACCUAUUUUGAUACUAGCGGACCCUUACAAUAUCGUAUUUGUACUGCUGUUCAUGCUUUCGUACGUGCAUGUCGCUACCGUUAAUUUAAAAAAAAAGCUGUAUAGUUGGCGACUGGAUCGUGUCGGUAGUGCGAGUCCAGCAGCCGUGGACAAUGAGUGCACAAGCGAAGCGAAACGAGACGAGCGGCCGCCGGCGGCCAUGCGCGAGCCUCCGUUUUUAAAAAGCACUCAUUAGCCGGUGCACUGUAACUGCGCCGCGGUUGGAGCAAACGCAACGUGUGUGCAAUACGGGGCAUUAGAAAGUGUAAUGAAUAUCGUGGUGCGAUGCUGUCAGUGAGCAAGCCGGCGUCGCUAGUCCAGCAGAAGAAGCAGCAGUGGGCGCGGGAGAGAGGUGCGUACAGCGUAGUGGUGCGUGAGCGCGUGUCGCUGCUCCCGGGCCGGCGCUGGCCGCCAGCUGUCCGCCGCCGCGGCACUGUCCGCGCUCCCGCCGGCGCCGCUCCGCGUCUCGGACCUGGUGCAUGCUCACAUUUGCAUCACGCUCAUUUCAUGUUUCGCAACUCAUUCACGGUCGUGGUUUUAUCAAGGAGAUUUACUAGCAUUCGCGACUUUAUGUCAUGUUAGUUUAAAUAGUUAUUUUGGAUUGCGACCCCAAAAACGAGGAAAUGUCCCACCUUUACCUGCCCUGGGGCUCCGGUGAGCGAUACACGAAUCGUUUGCAAGUGCGAAAUCAAUUUGCCAGUACGUUGGAAUUGCACAAACAGUCCUCUUACGAGUACCAAGAACAAGGGCAACGCCAACGAAGCCCAAGUUUGCCGCCGAUACAUAAUAUCGAAGAAAGAAAUACUAAGGAUGAUAGAAGGAACGUCCUUAACCGAAACAUUCCUAGUGCGAAAAGGUUUGCGUUCUAUGAUGAAGACUGUGAAGGAGACACGUCCGGAUACGGAAGCGAGACUGUCAACCACAUGAACAGGAGUGGACAGCACCGGACGCUGCAAGGCGCCGACCGCAGCCCCGUCGUGGCCUGGCAGCAAGAAGGUAAAGACGACAGGAAUAGGUUAUCGAGUGACGCUAAAUCAGCAGCAUCGGAGGGUGCCUGGUCAUCGCGCAGUCCUCGCUCGUCUGAGGAGGGACGUCUGCGCUGGGGAGACCGAGGUGUCGCCACUGGUCGCCUCUGGGAACCCACUGCGCCUAAUGCUAGGCUGCCGCAGAUGGCAAACCAAAAGAAGGGAACGCCUUCGUGGGUAGAACGUGGAUUAAAUAUGAUUGAAAACGCAGCUGAAGUUCUUGUAAUCGACCAGAGAAGUUCUAGCAACAGCACCGGAAUAGACUGUGAUAGAUCAUCGUGCAACGGUAGCGAUGAGGGAAGAACAUUUUUAAGAGGUCAGAAUGUCCCUAUAGAGCCAGAAAUCAAGGCUCAGCGGGAAAACAAACGCUUGAAAGCUCUAGAAUUGCAAUCUGCUAUAUUAAGUCAGUUAGAGGACAGAGAGAAACGCCGACAAGAAGAGAGGGAACGACAAUUAAAAGAAGAAAGGUUAGAGGAAUUACGCAUACAAAGACAACAAGAAGAGGACAGGCAAAGACUUGAAGAUGAAAGAAGGAAACUAGAAGAGAAACAGUUGAUGGAACAGAAAAAACUAGAGACCUUGAAAAAAGCCUUGGAGGAUGCCGAGAGAAAAGCCAAACAAGAUAAAGAAAAGAGGUUUACUUAUCACAAAAGGAAUUCAAACACUAAUUUAAGUCAAGACGCUAAGCCAAAAAUGGAAGAAGCAAUAACUCAACCCGUAGCGGAAGCAACACCCCGUGUUGAAGUAGCCAGUCCCACUAAGACAAGUAGAACUUACGACAUUCAUUCUGCAAAAAGUCUUAAAAGAGAAUGUAACUCCCAACAGACAACGGAGUUUAAUUCUCCGAGGUCAGUCGGAAAUGGUCAUUUGAAUUUGUUCAUACAUAGCGUUCCUCCACUAGCUCUAACAGACGGGCAAUUUAACAUUGUGCCAAUCGGGAUCAAUAGCAAUAAUGAAAUUGUGAACACGCAGCCAAAUAAUAUACAACUAGCAGUUUUAGUUCCUCAAAAUGUGGCCAAUAAUUUAUACAGCGUGUCAUUAAAUUCUUUGAACAACACGAAUGAAUUGACGGAUAUCGGCAAGUUAUUGACACCAAAUAGAUAUCGCACCUUAAGAAUGAAAGACGCAUCAACUCAAACAGAUUCAAUAUUUAAAGCUACAACUGAUAAAAUAAUAGAAACUGAUGAACCCGAAAGAUAUAUUGAUAAAGAUUAUCCCAACAUUGACGAAAAUGCUCCACAGGAUAGUCAUCACAAUACACUUAAGAAAGAUAGACGUUUUCGAUCCGAGGAAAGGUAUAAAAAAGAUUUAGAAAAUCGACCUAAAUGGGGAGUCAACCGGCCAGCAGCUCAAUACAAAAAACAAAGUGAGAAAGAUCCAUUUUACAGUCAAAAAAGAAAAAUGAGGCAAAAAUAUAGACCUCAAGCAAGACAGUAUUUAUCACAUUCUAGUGAAGAUAGCCGGUCUCCCAGUCCGCCGACUAGAUCCGAAAAAACUAUUGAGAGCGGCACGAAACACCGGAACUCGUUAAGUCAAUCCUAUUGGAGGAGUAAACGGUCCAGUCAGGAUCUAACCAAAACAAACAAUGUUUCUGAAAACAAUUUACAGCCCGAUUUAAAUCCCUUAGGAUCGUUAACUAUCAACGAAAUUACAGAACAUAAAAAGUCGCCCAAAACGUCUCCACUGAAAAGAAUGACUUUAUCACAGAAGUUUAUUAACGAUAAAUACGGAAAUAGAAAAUUGUGGAUAGACGACGUGAACGAAAAGAAUAGUAAAGCUAAUUUGUAUGAUGUUGAAAACAGGAAGAAAAUUAUAGACCAAAUCAAUACUGCCAAAAGAGAACUUUAUGAAAAACAUGAAGAUCAAGAAAAUUUAGUAAAGCACAAAUUUUAGGUUUAGAUUUC
Messenger RNA from Trichoplusia ni (cabbage looper), 3245 nucleotides. RefSeq names its product PH domain-containing protein DDB_G0275795. Gene Ontology annotation, biological process: cilium assembly. The record is from RefSeq and is a predicted model, not a curated record. Gene Ontology annotation, cellular component: microtubule; cilium. Gene Ontology annotation, molecular function: microtubule binding. The transcript is spliced from 5 exons. The coding region runs from base 940 to 3234 and encodes 764 amino acids. NCBI's taxonomy places the organism in Eukaryota, Metazoa, Arthropoda, Insecta, Lepidoptera, Noctuidae.